Messenger RNA from Triticum urartu, 1217 nucleotides. Its product is annotated as putative CCR4-associated factor 1 homolog 7. The record is from RefSeq and is a predicted model, not a curated record. Lineage: Eukaryota; Viridiplantae; Streptophyta; Magnoliopsida; Poales; Poaceae. Gene Ontology annotation, molecular function: nucleic acid binding; poly(A)-specific ribonuclease activity. Gene Ontology annotation, cellular component: CCR4-NOT complex.
CACCCCACCACCCCCUCCCCCGGGUCUAAAAAAUCCAGAGCCUUCCCCCAUCCCACCCACCAUCCCAAUCCGACCAAACCCUAGGAAAUCUGCCGGCCAUGGCGAUGUCGGAUCUCGCGGCCGCGGUGAUCUCCAAGGCCAACGGCGGCGUGGACGGCGAGGAGCCGGUGGAGAUCCGGGAGGUGUGGGCGGACAACCUGGAGGCGGAGUUCGCGCUGAUCCGCGACGUCGUCGACGAGUUCCCCUUCGUCGCCAUGGACACCGAGUUCCCGGGCAUCGUCUGCCGCCCCGUCGGCGCCUUCCGCUCCCCGGCCGACUACAACUACGCCACCCUCAAGGCCAACGUCGACAUGCUGCACCUCAUCCAGCUGGGGCUCACCUUCUCGGGCCCCACGGGCGAGCUUCCUGCCCUCGGCGCCGGACGCCGCCGAUGCGUCUGGCAGUUCAACUUCCGGGAGUUCGACGACGAGCGCGACAUCUUCGCCACCGACUCCAUCGAGCUGCUCCGCCACAGCGGCAUCGACUUCCGCCGCAACGCCGAGCGCGGCGUCGACGCCCGCCGAUUUGCGGAGCUGCUCAUGUCCUCGGGCGUUGUGCUCAACGACGCCGUCUACUGGGUGACCUUCCACGCGGGAUACGACUUCGGCUACCUGCUCAAAAUCCUCACCUGUAACAGCCUCCCAGACACACAGGCUGGGUUCUUCAAGCUGAUGAAGAUAUAUUUCCCCACCGUCUAUGACAUCAAGCAUCUCAUGAAGUUCUGCAACAGCCUGCACGGCGGGCUGAACAAGCUCGCCGAGUUGCUCGAUGUGGAGCGUGUUGGAGAGUCACAUCAGGCCGGGUCCGAUAGCCUGGUCACGUCUUGUGCGUUCUGGAAACUCAAGGAUUCCUUCUUUGCUGGAUCAACCGAGAAAUAUGCAGGCGUGCUGUAUGGGCUCAACGCAGAGAAUGGUGUCAGUGCACAUUGAUGGAUGAUGCUCCCUUCGAAUAGCUCUGUGAAUGGGUUGAUUUAGGACAGAAAGAGGUGGUGAGUGAGCUAGCAGGCAAAAUGAUGCCAACUUUGUAGGUUGAGCUUGUCUCACUCAAUUAGUCAAUUCCAUUUUGUUGGAUGUAAUUUGAACGUAGUGUUUUUCAGUUGUUUCCAUUGAACUAGUGUUUUCUGCUUAUGCUGUUAGCUUUCUCUUGCAUAUUACUUAAAUAGAAAAGUAUCACCUCUA